Molecule: messenger RNA, 4102 nt
Organism: Sciurus carolinensis (gray squirrel)
Lineage: Eukaryota; Metazoa; Chordata; Mammalia; Rodentia; Sciuridae
Gene: Ipp
Product: intracisternal A particle-promoted polypeptide
Exons: 9
Coding region: 288-2042 (584 amino acids)
Molecular function (GO): actin binding
Source: RefSeq, a predicted model, not a curated record
GCCCAGGGCCACGGCAGAGGGCUCUGCGCGAGCGGAAGAGCCUGGCGCACGCGCAGAGAAAAGCCAGACCCGCUGAGCUCCGCAGACACUUUACCCCGCCUGGCUUGUCUUCCAGCCCUCUGGGGACCGCACCACCCCGUCACCCCGCCGGGUUUCCCCCGCCCUCUCCGCGCCUGUGCGGGUCACGACUGCGCGCGCAGGGCCUGAGCGGGCGCCGGCGGGAAGGGGAAGCGGCGGGGUAAGAGAAGACUAUGGGCAAUAGUUCUUUUAAUUAAUCUGUGAUCAUCAUGGCCAAUGAAGGCCAUUCCAAGGCUGGUGAUAAUCCAUUUGCUUCAGAUAAACAUGCUCAACUCAUCUUGGCCCAGAUCAAUAAAAUGAGAAAUGGACAGCAUUUUUGCGACGUGCAAUUGCAAGUUGGGAAGGAGACUUUUAAUGUUCAUCGACUAAUUUUGGCUGCUAGUAGUCCAUAUUUUGCAGCUUUGUUCACUGGAGGAAUGAGAGAGUCCUCAAAAGAUGUGGUACAGAUUCUAGGAAUUGAAGCUGGAAUCUUUCAACUACUUUUAGAUUUCAUUUACACAGGUAUAGUGAACAUAGGUGUGAACAAUGUUCAGGAGUUGAUUGUUGCAGCGGACAUGCUACAGUUGACUGAAGUUGUUAAUCUUUGCUGUGAAUUUCUCAAAGGACAAAUUGAUCCAUUGAACUGCAUUGGGAUCUUUCAGUUCUCUGAGCAAAUUGCCUGCCAUGAUCUUUUGGAAUUCACAGAAAACUACAUCCAUGUCCAUUUCUUGGAGGUUCAUAAUGGGGAAGAGUUCCUGGCACUUACAAAAGAUCAGCUAAUCAAAAUUUUACGAAGUGAAGAGCUUAGCAUUGAGGAUGAAUACCAGGUCUUCUUAGCUGCAAUGCAAUGGAUUCUGAAAGAUCUGGGAAAGAGAAGAAAACAUGUGGUGGAAGUGCUGGACCCAAUUAGAUUCCCUUUAUUACCUCCUCAGAGACUUUUAAAGUAUAUAGAAGGAGUAUCUGAUUUUAAUCUUCGUGUUGCACUGCAAACACUUUUGAAAGAGUAUUGUGAGGUGUGCAAAUCUCCCAAAGAGAACAAGUUUUGUAGUUUUCUGCAAACAUCUAAGAUCCGACCUCGGAAGAAAGCAAGAAAGUACCUGUAUGCAGUAGGUGGAUAUACACGGUUGCAGGGGGGACGCUGGAGUGAUAGCAGAGCCCUCAGCUGUGUAGAACGUUUCGAUACCUUUAGCCAGUACUGGACAACUGUGUCUUCACUUCAUCAGGCUCGAUGUGGACUAGGAGUAGCUGUUCUGGGAGGGAUGGUCUAUGCUAUUGGAGGUGAAAAGGAUUCGAUGAUUUUUGACUGUACUGAAUGCUAUGAUCCAGUUACUAAACAGUGGACAACUGUAGCUUCAAUGAAUCACCCUCGCUGUGGCUUGGGAGUGUGCGUGUGUUAUGGGGCUAUCUAUGCUUUAGGUGGAUGGGUUGGAGCUGAGAUAGGGAACACCAUUGAACGAUUUGAUCCUGACGAAAAUAAAUGGGAAGUAGUUGGCAACAUGGCUGUGUCACGCUACUACUUUGGAUGCUGUGAAAUGCAAGGUUUAAUUUAUGUAAUUGGGGGAAUCAGCAAUGAAGGAAUAGAGCUUCGUUCUUUUGAAGUUUAUGAUCCACUUUCUAAGCGUUGGUCUCCACUUCCUCCGAUGGGAACCAGGAGAGCAUAUCUUGGGGUGGCUGCCCUCAAUGACUGCAUCUAUUCUGUUGGAGGGUGGAAUGAGACACAAGAUGCUCUUCAUACUGUAGAAAAAUAUUCCUUUGAAGAGGAAAAGUGGGUUGAAGUUGCCUCAAUGAAAGUGCCUAGAGCAGGCAUGUGUGUUGUGGCAGUCAAUGGUCUUCUGUACGUUUCUGGAGGUCGCUCUUCUAGUCAUGAUUUCUUGGCCCCAGGUACCUUGGACUCAGUUGAAGUUUAUAACCCUCAUUCAGAUACCUGGACAGAAAUUGGUAACAUGAUCACUAGUCGUUGUGAAGGGGGUAUUGCUGUACUAUGAAGCAUAAGGCAUAAGAGCACAAGGAACAUUUUGAAACUGUAUGAUCUAACCUUUUACAAAUCAAACAUAUAUUUGGUUAUAGGACCUUUCAUUCUAAUGAGUUUAACAUGUAUUGGGUAGAUAAGUGACUGAAGAGUAAUUUUCCUAAAAAUGUGAAUGAGAAAGGAUAUGGAAUAUAUCCUAAAUUAAUAAAGAACUCACACAAAAUUGCCAGACUUACCAACAAUAGAAUUGCUGUUUAUGCUCUGAAAUUGUCCAAUUAAAAAGUGUCCUAAGACUCGGGUUGUAACUCAGUGGUAGAGCACUUACCUGGCACAUGUGAAACACUGGGUUCAAUCCUCAGCACCACAUAAAAAUAAAUAAACUAAAUAAAGGUACUGUAUCCAUCUACAAAUUUUUUUUAAAAAGUGUCCUAAUUGUAAGAAUUGUUUGCUAGAAGCUUCUGAAAAAUGGCCCUAUUGGCUGUUUUUCCAGUGCAAUUCAAAUUGUAACAUAACCUGUACAUUAUGUAGGAAUAAGAUCCAUGAGACAGUUUAAAGAUUUGAUUCAAUGCAGAGCAUGGUUUUCCAUGGCCAUAGUUUAACCUGCAGAGAAAAGCUUGUGAAACAAGUUCCUACUUUUAUUUGAUGGCAGUUUUCAUUAGCCCCAAACAUUUUAUUGGCAGCAGGUAUAGUAGGAAGGUGUGCAGCUAUUAAAUAGGUAAAUUUUUGCUUGUUGAUAGCCUAAGAAAAGCUUUUACCUCCUCAUUUUUUGUCUUGAGUCUGAGAAUGCAAGUAGGGAAUUAAUAGGAGGUCCUUAGUGACAGUCUUUGAUUGAAAUAGAUGUUAUAAUGGGUGAUGGAGCACAGCAAGGCAUAUUUCACAUCUAGACAUUUCUUCCUUAAUUUCUAGAUAGUCACCAAAAUUAACUGCUUGACUUUAGGAAGAGGGACUUUUAUUAGAUUAUCAAGCUUUGUGAAAUUUAUUUGUACUUAGACAAGCCUAAGUAUGAGUUUACUACCAAGUUAUUGCCUGGAGAAGGCUGAAUUAUAGGUAUACCUUGAGCAUUCCUAAUCUGAAAUCUUUAGUCAGAAACUUUUGAGAUGCUGACAUAAUGCUCCAAAUGUUUUGGAUUUUGGAGCAUUUUUAAUUUCAGAUUUUCAGGAUAGGGAUGUUCAACUAGUAGAAUCUAUGUAAAUAUUCCAAAAUCUGAAACACUUUUGGUCCCCAGCAUUUCAGAUAAGGAAUACUCAACCUUGUACUUGUGAAAGUUUUUAUAGAUAAUGACUCAUAAGCUGAAACACCCUUCUCCUCCAAAAUUUGUUCUCAAAAUUUCUUCCUUUCCCUUGAGAAGCAUUCUAAAGAAGUGUUUUAUUUUCAUUUCUGAAGAUUUAUCGUGUUUAUGGAUAAUCACUUUUAUUCCUACUAGCCAUAUGUAUUAGAAGUUCUGUAUACAUUAAGGUUAAUUCAAGGAUUUGAUUUCCUAUUUCUUUACUAAGGUCUUCCAUAUAUUGUUAGAAGCAUCGAAAGCUUAAUUAGACAGAAAACCUUUGAUCAGCAUUAGACUCUGAUAGCAUUAAUUUCUAAAUAUAUUGGUUUGGCCCACAAGGAUAUUUUCUUUUAUAACUUAAAUUCUUGUAUUAGGAAAAGCUUAUGUAGAGAGAAGCCUGUGUCCCCUUCUGUUAGGUAUCCUGGGAGUCUGAAGGGUCACAGAUGCCUGGCUGGAAUCUGUAAGAUAUCAAAGAAUAAGUAUCAAGAUGAUCUGUAGACUACAUAAGCCCUAACUCGCAUGCCUUUAAUAUUUCUAGUUAUAGAAAAUCUACCUUCUGGUUCAAAGCAGAUUUACAAAAUACUCCUACAGUUUCAUUCUCAUUAUUGCCUACUACCUACCUAAAAUGGCACUAUGAAGAGAGAUGUUUUACACUGCUAUGGCAGAAAUGUAAUAUCAAAACAAUUCAUGUUUGGCUUUAACAGGUCCGGAAGAUCACUGAAAAUAGUUAUGUGUAAAACAUGCUUAUUGUUUCCCAGAUAAUGACAGAUUUUUUUUUUAAAUGUACUAAUAAAGUAUCUAGCUUUUUUCUU